Messenger RNA from Sclerotinia sclerotiorum 1980 UF-70, 231 nucleotides. RefSeq lists its product with no specific name. The transcript has 3 exons. The record is from RefSeq and is a predicted model, not a curated record. NCBI's taxonomy places the organism in Eukaryota, Fungi, Ascomycota, Leotiomycetes, Helotiales, Sclerotiniaceae. The coding region runs from base 1 to 231 and encodes 76 amino acids.
AUGACUAAGCUUAAAAUAGAUGAUGGAAAUGCUCGCGAAUGCACACCAGCCAUAUAUGUUGCUGAAAUACUAAUGGAAAAUCGAGGUAGCUAUCUAUCUACCCAAGUACCAACAUACCUCUCAACAGAGUACAAUCGAAGUUUCGUUCGUUCGCUCGUUCGUUCAUUCCCCUCGUUUCCCUUUUCCGGGGUUCGGGCUCCGGUUCCGGUUCCUGUUCCCGUUCCUGUUUGA